AUGGCAACGAAAGUGUUUAAGCACUUCCAUGCGGACCGACGCGUCGCCCACUGGGUUGGACGUGUUCGUGCCGCCUGCUUCUUACCAGCAGACAAAAUCGAACAACUAGGCGUCUUCUCAAUUCCUCAUUCAGUUACGCACGCCGAACCGGCCCUGCAUGCUGCUGCUAGCGCAUUCGCAGAUUACCUGAGGAACACGUGGCUGAUCAGAUUCCGGAGCAUGUUCGUGCACCAUGACAGCCUGAGGCACCGCACUACAAACUUUUCUGAAUCUUUUCAUAAUACGUUGCGGUCACUUCUAGGGCAAAUCCCGUCAAUCGGCAAAUUCUACGAGCGAAUCCGUGAGCUCUUCUUCAAGUGGUCCGUGGAGGCGGCGAAUUUGACGCGACCUAACCCCGUGUUGAAGGCCGCUACGAUCAGAGGGCACCGUGAACGUCGACUAGAUCAAGACACGGAAUGUCUCGCUGUGAUGACGCUGGCUAAUCGUUUGAAAAUUAACACUCAAGGGAACACCAGUACCCAGGAAACACAAAUCCGGUUGACCGAUGUCCUACAACUGGGUUCGUUUAUGCUGCAAGUUGCAAUGCACCUUCAACGC
Messenger RNA from Mesorhabditis spiculigera, 597 nucleotides. The record is from the annotation of a GenBank genome assembly. NCBI's taxonomy places the organism in Eukaryota, Metazoa, Nematoda, Chromadorea, Rhabditida, Rhabditidae.